CUCAGUCGAGCGGCUACCUCCGACUGUAGUGCAUGCACGACUACCCGUUGAGAAUCACUUCAAACAUCCAGCCGAGCGGCGCUGUGUGUGGUGGACCAACCUCAAAGGCCGAGAAGUAGGCAUGUCUCCCACUACCCUGCAAACAGUAGAUAAGGCGAGCCUCAAGCUCGAAGCAAGUGGUUCGACCAACGGACUCAGCACGUAUGGCCGUUUUUACCCAUUCCUACUGUGGUGGCAACCUCAAUCUACUCAAAGAUACCAUAGAGCACUUCGCAGGAAGCGAGCUCCACAGUCAAGAUCGUUACAGUCUUGCAUGACGCGAAACAUCCUGCCGCACCGACUAGAAGCGUUGACGCAUUACUAGCUCAGGCCGGGAACGGUAAGCUGUAGACAUCCAUCC
Molecule: messenger RNA, 400 nt
Organism: Baudoinia panamericana UAMH 10762
Lineage: Eukaryota; Fungi; Ascomycota; Dothideomycetes; Mycosphaerellales; Teratosphaeriaceae
Exons: 1
Coding region: 122-364 (80 amino acids)
Source: RefSeq, a predicted model, not a curated record